This is a messenger RNA of Brassica rapa (field mustard), 3685 nucleotides long. RefSeq names its product lysine-specific demethylase JMJ18. The record is from RefSeq and is a predicted model, not a curated record. Lineage: Eukaryota; Viridiplantae; Streptophyta; Magnoliopsida; Brassicales; Brassicaceae. Gene Ontology annotation, biological process: regulation of gene expression; chromatin remodeling. Gene Ontology annotation, cellular component: chromatin; nucleus. Gene Ontology annotation, molecular function: histone H3K4me/H3K4me2/H3K4me3 demethylase activity.
GGAAACAUGUUUUCCGUUUUUAGUAGAAAAACACGUUUUCCCGUUUUUGGCAGCGAAACGCGGUUUCCGUUUUUUGCGGGAAAAUGCAUUUUUGCGUUUUUGGUGGGAAAAUGUGUUUUACGGCCUGGUAGAGAAAUGUGUUUUAAAUGGAAAAUUCGUUUUUGUUGUUUUGGCAGAAAAUACGUUUUUACGAUUUUAGCGGAAAAUACGUUUUUACGAUUUUGGCGGAAAAAUGAGUUCUGGCUUUGGCAGAAGAAUACGUUUUGUAUUUUUUGUGGGAAAAUACGAUUUUGUCAUUUUUUCGCUAUUAGGUUUAAGAUCGUAAUUUUUUAAUUUUAUUAAUUUUUGGUAGAACCAUCUCAAUUUGGAUGAGCAAAUUGAUUUUAAAAACUUGUAUUUUUAAUGUCUAAACGACUAAAACUAUUACUGGAUGGAGAAACGAAGAGUUCCAAAUAUUAAACUAUGAGAUAAAAAUGAGAUUUCACUUAAACUCGAGUUCGUUUAAAGUUAAAAAAGAAACGGGGUCAAAGUCUUACUUUUCCGACGCGGUAAGACACAAAAAAAAACAAAGAAGACGACAAGACGAUGAUGACGGAAAUAAGAAAAGGGCAUAGGACCGUCGUACAUAGGGAGAAAACUUGAGGGUAAUCUUGUAAACAUACGCAAGAGAAAAUCGUACGGUACGGUACCGUGUUAGCUUUGGUGGUCGUCCGCUGAUCCGUUAAAAACUGUGUGCUCGUUUUUCUCUGGCGGGUCAUCAAAUAAUUAUAUUUUGUCUAAUCAUCUUUGUUUAUUUUUUUUCCUACAAACAUUUAUUUGAUUAAUUGCAUAUACCAAAUCUUUUUAUUAUUAUUUUUAUUAUUAUUUUUUAAAGAAAAAUUCGAUUUAUUUGAUAAAUUUACAUAUUUUAUAGAAAAAGAAGAUGCGUCAAAACAGAGAAAAUGGCAAGAAUCUCAACCGUUGGUUGUGAGGUAAACUCAUCUCGUUUCGACCUUUCCUUUCUUAACGUUUUAUGUAAUAAAAAAUAUAUAUUGUGUCGAUUUGUGGGUUCCUAUUCCUGGUUAAGUUUCGUUUGCUCUCUAGCAAUCCAAGAAACUUAGCUUCUCUUAUGGAACAUCUCAGUGAAUCUCAGAUCAACGAGGAUGUGUCUUUAAAGAAUAAUCCUCCAGACAAAGAAGAUACGGACAAAGACACUAACAUGGAACAACCACCUACUAGUCCACGUCAUCGAAAGGUUAUUGCUAGAUGGUUACCUAAUGAAGCGCAGAGACCAAUCGUUGAUGACGCUCCUGUUUUCUCACCAUCAUUAGAGGAGUUUGAAGAUACACUUGCUUACAUAGAAAAGAUACGUCCAUUAGCAGAGCCGUAUGGUAUCUGUCGAAUCAUCCCACCAUCCACAUGGAAACCUCCUUGCCGGCUCAAGGAGAAGAGCAUAUGGGAGCAUACAAAGUUUCCCACACGGAUUCAGACCGUGGACCUGCUUCAGAACCGGGAGCCUAUGAUGAAGAAGAAGAAGCCCAAGAGCAGGAAACGCAAACGGAGAAGAAACUCCAGAAUGGGUUCCUCUAAGAGACGAUCUGGCUCUGGUUCUGGCUCUUCUCCCGAGGCAGAGGAGAAAUUCGGGUUUAACUCCGGUUCAGACUUCACUCUGGAAGAGUUUGAGAGAUACGCUCUGUAUUUUAAAGAGGCAUACUUCGAGAAGAAGGAUUCUCCGUCUGUGGAGGAGAUAGAAGGCGAAUACUGGCGGAUAGUGGAGCAGCCAACAGAUGAAGUGGAGGUAUACUAUGGAGCUGACUUGGAGAACAGGGUGCUUGGAAGCGGAUUUUACAAGAAAGCCGAUAGCGAUAAGGGUCAGUACGCAGUCUCUGGCUGGAACUUGAAUAACUUACCGCGUCUCCCUGGCUCUGUACUCUCUUUUGAGGACUGUGAUAUCUCUGGAGUUCUAGUCCCAUGGCUCUAUGUUGGAAUGUGCUUUUCUUCAUUUUGUUGGCAUGUGGAGGACCAUCAUCUAUACUCACUGAACUAUCAUCACUUUGGGGAGCCAAAAGUAUGGUAUGGUGUUCCGGGAAGCAAUGCAACAUCACUCGAGAAGGCGAUGAGGAAACAUCUGCCUGAUCUGUUUGAAGAACAGCCUGAUCUACUUCACAGCCUGGUUACUCAAUUUAAUCCUUCGAUCCUGAAAGAUGAAGGAGUCCAAGUUUACCGGGUGGUUCAGAACCCAGGGGAGUAUGUGCUGACGUUCCCUAGGGGUUACCAUGCUGGAUUCAACUGCGGUUUCAACUGUGCGGAAGCGGUUAAUGUAGCUCCGGUUGAUUGGUUGGCUCAUGGACAGAACGCUGUGGAGCUUUACAGUAAAGAGACGAGGAAGACUUCUCUGUCUCAUGACAAACUUCUCCUCGGAGCAGCUUAUGAGGCUGUAAAGGCUGUGGUGAAGGAAAAUACAUGGAAGAGUUUCUGUGGGAAGAACGGUGCCCUUACCAAGGCGAUUCAGGCUCGGUUACGGAUGGAAGAGGAAAGACUUGGAGAUCUUGGAAAGGAUUCUUCUUCGAGGUUGGUGAAGAUGGAGAAGGACUUUGAUUCAAACAGUGAAAGGGAAUGCUCCUCGUGCUUUUAUGAUUUGCAUCUCUCCGCUUCUGGCUGCAAGUGCUCUCCUGAAGAAUACGCGUGCCUUAGACACUCGGACGAUCUAUGUUCAUGUGAAGUGAAGGAUAGAUUCGUCCUUGUCCGUUACACCGUGGAUGAGUUACGGUCACUGGUCAGAGCACUGGAAGGGGAAAUGGACGAUUUAAAUAUAUGGGCUUCUAAGGUGUUAUUAGGUAUUGAACACAGUGAUAAAGAUCAGAAUAACACUGGUUCAGUUAUCAACGAGGAGAAGAAGCUAGAGGAAGGUUCGUUUGAUCUGAAUAUUGACUUAGAGUUGAAUUAUCAUGAAGACCUGAAAGAAGAGGUCAGCACCAGCGGCGAGUUAAACGCUUCAGAGAACUUUGAUGUAUCGGUCGAGCCUAUAAACCUUGGUUUCUUGAAUUAUGGAAAGCUUUGGUGCAAUAAGCAUGCUAUAUUUCCAAAAGGAUUCACGAGUCGUGUCAAGUUCUACAACGUGCUUGAUCCAACAAGGAUGAGCAAUUAUAUCUCCGAGGUUUUGGAUGCAGGACUCAUGGGUCCAUUGUUCAGGGUUACUCUGGAAGAAUCUCCAGACGAGCGCUUCUUCAAUGUCUCAGCCCAAAAAUGCUGGGAGAUGGUGUUGCAGAGAGUUAAAGAUACAUCCACAAAUCUUGGUUUUCCUACUUUAUCGCGGUUUGAAAGUAUUAACGGGCUUCAAAUGUUUGGUUUCCUCUCGCCGUCUAUAGUUCAAGCCAUUGAAGCUCUUGAUCCAAACCAUAAACUGGUCGAGUACUGGAACCACAAGAACCAAUCUCAAUCCGAGUCGAAAGAUCACUUCAUAUCAUCAAACUGUACCAAAGGAAAACUUUUCGGAGUAGAUUUGAUGUAGAAAGAUAAGAGAGAGUUACACAUUUACUCUUCUUAUUCUUUUUUUUCUUGAGCAUUUACUCGGAAUCUUUUGUUCGUUCUUCUUCAGUGAAGAAAUAACCUAACCUUAGUGUUACAAGUGUAAACUAGGAAUAAUAAAGUUCGAUUCUUUCGCUAUUGCGAUAUUAUAAUAACAAUACAAAAAUUCUUCAUAGAA